AUGUCUCGUCUGUGGAUAUCACCGGGUUCAGUUUCGACGGGCAACUUAUCUACUAUUGGAAUCGCUUCCAAUCUCCUUUCAUUUUUUGUAAUGAUUCGACAUAAUGUAUUUAAAAACUCGUUUGGGCUCCUUGCGGCUUGCUACGCUAUAACAAACGCCUUCAUUCUGGUCAUCUGUGCAGGAGAAUUCCUGAUGGUAUGCUAUACGAAGAUCAACCGAAUGGGUCAGCUUUCCUUUGCCCUCUUCGAAGCUACGAUUCUCUGCAUUUUAUUCAUUUCUUUGAACAGGUUCACGGCGAUAACAUUCCCAUUGCAUUAUAGCGGUAUUUUCACGAAGAAAGCCACGUACGGAAUCUUUGCCUUUAUUUCUGUAGUUUAUGUGCUCUGGACGAUUGUUCUCUUCAUAGAUGGCUGCAACUUCUUUUACGACCACGCGGCUUCUAUGUGGAUAUGGAGUACGGGGCGAUGUGGUGAAGCUCUCUUUGACAUCGACCUCUACUAUAAUGGCAGUUUAAUAGCUAUAUUUACCGUCAUCGAUAUUGUGACUAUCGUACAGCUAAAGUUAAGAGGACAAGUUUACUUCUCCACACAGAAGGGCAGUGGAGUCAAGAAGAGCAAAGCAGCUGGAAACAUCCUCCUGACGAAUGAGCUUAUA
Molecule: messenger RNA, 654 nt
Organism: Ostertagia ostertagi
Lineage: Eukaryota; Metazoa; Nematoda; Chromadorea; Rhabditida; Trichostrongylidae
Source: the annotation of a GenBank genome assembly